CUUCCACUCGCAAGCAAUUGAAGAACAAAACCCGCCUUCUCUUUCGUCUCCUUCUUUCUCUCUCUCUCUCUGAUGUUGUAACGAAAAUGGAGGAUCUUCCACAACACCUGAUCCUCGACAUCCUGCGACGCCUCACCGACUCGGCCGACGUCGCUCGCUGCCGGGUCGUGUCCAAGACCCUGAACUCCGUCUCCCACGGCAUCGAGUCCAUCACCCUCCUCUGCUCCCUCUCCCGCUACCUCAAGUCCCGGUCGCCCGACACCAAGUCCCUCGUCCCCCCCUUCAAGUCCCUCGUCGCGAGCUCCAUCCUCAGCUGGAGGAGCGUCGAUUCCAUCUCGAUCGGGAUCGACAAGUCGCUCGCCACCUCCUGCGAGGACAUGGAGGAGGACGAGUCAGAGGACGACAUGUACCUGAUGGACGUGGGCUUCGUCGAGGAGUGGUUGCCCAGGGUCUGCGACGGGUUGAAGGCGCUGUCCAUCUCGGACUUCUGGGUCCAGUCUUGCUGGAGGAGAUCGGACGUUUUGGCUCUCGUUUCGUCUUGCUGUGAUAGUCUUCGUGAGCUGGAGCUGAAGAAUGCUUGGCUGUCGGUGGAUGGCUUGACUCCACUUCCCACACUCACGAGUUUGACAUUCGAAUUUAUAAGACUCGAUGAUGAGGACCUGAGCAAGAUAUGUACUUGCUUUCCUCUUCUGCAAGUUCUCAACUUACGCGGCGUUGGUGGACUUAAAGAACCGAAGAUUCGUCUUCCAGAUCUCAGGUCCUGCCAAUGGACUGUGUCAAAUGUUCCACUUUCCCUGGCCAUUUAUGCUCCCAGGCUCGUCAAACUGAGGCUCAAGUGCAUCAAACCCAGAUCUCUCAUCCUUGAAACUCCGGCAUUAACCGAUUUUAACCUCUCCAUUGUGCAAGCAGAUGAUCUCCAAGUAAAGGACCUUAUUAGUUUGAAAAACCUUAAGCUUGACUCCCCAUUUCUUUACAAUCUGAUUACUGCCUUCCCAUCUGGGGGAACUGUGGAGAAGCUUACUUUGAAUACAGAAUUCAGUAGGCAUGUCGGGGAAAUGAUAAACGUUGAGUUGUUGUUUAAGACAUUUCCUAAUGCGAGCUCUCUCACACUUGGUCCUGGCGCUUGGUCAAGAUUGUGGCCAUCCCCAGGAGGCAGGGAGGGCAGUGUCGAAACGAAGAGCCUGAAAGGAAUUGUGGCGUGCAUCGUGGUCUCUCAUAUGGAUGUUGCGCAAUCAUUUAUAGCCUCUAUACUGGAUAAGUGCACCAACUUGUCAGACUUCACGAUUCUCGUGCACCACCAGCAUGCUGACUCCAACUUGCUGAGCAACUUGACAAAAAGGUGCACUGCUGAUUGGCCAAGACUGAAAUGGAAAUUUGGAGUCUUUAAGGAAGCUACUGAAGGGUACGAAUUUACGGGGGGCUGGGAUAUAGUGUGGCAAAGACAAGCUAUUAAAGGAGCAAGAUAAGACGGGCGUGCUUCUCUUGCUGGAUAAUUUUUUUGCUUGGCCUUCGCAGGGAAGGGUUUGCCUCAAUAUGAAGGAAAUGAUCCUGAUCCUGAGCCCAGACCCGGCAUGAUUUAACAGGUCUUCCCUGAUUAAGAUUAGCACUGGCACAUGGACAGGACUGAGGAGAGAAGCUUGUUUGUGAAAAACUGAGGGCUAGAUGUAUUAUGGCGAUGGAGAUGGUACUACCUGCUUGUGCACGCACUCACAUCUAUCAGUUGCAGGUGAUGCUGCCAGUAGCAUCAGUUGUCCAGCAAUAUUAGUUCUGCAUCAUUCGUGAGGAAAAACAUUCAUCGAGAAGAGAAGGAAAAAUUAAGGAUGGGAAAGUGAUACGGGAACUGGAUGAUUUGGAUUGUCUGCAAUUUACGCAUGCUUGUUUGUUAUCAAUGUGUCUCUACUGCUGGAAUGCUUACUAAGUGAAAAGCUCGUAUACUUUGUAACGUCAUAAUGCAUCAUUGGCAAUUCACUA
Messenger RNA from Rhodamnia argentea, 1971 nucleotides. RefSeq names its product F-box/LRR-repeat protein At4g29420. The transcript is spliced from 2 exons. NCBI's taxonomy places the organism in Eukaryota, Viridiplantae, Streptophyta, Magnoliopsida, Myrtales, Myrtaceae. Gene Ontology annotation, molecular function: protein binding. Bases 87 to 1466 code for a protein of 459 amino acids. The record is from RefSeq and is a predicted model, not a curated record.